Molecule: messenger RNA, 1263 nt
Organism: Hyposmocoma kahamanoa
Lineage: Eukaryota; Metazoa; Arthropoda; Insecta; Lepidoptera; Cosmopterigidae
Product: tetraspanin-1-like
Exons: 1
Coding region: 1-1071 (356 amino acids)
Cellular component (GO): membrane
Source: RefSeq, a predicted model, not a curated record
AUGCAUACAGUCGGUCUACCGAGAACUUGUCUCGGUUGUACCAAUGUACUAUUCUUCAUACUCGGGAGUGCAGGCUUGGUUAUUUGCGUUUGGUGUGCCGUGAAUACGGAUUUUUUCCGAGAUGUUAAUUACAACAUUACAAGAGCCAACAUAGUAUACGAUAUAGCCUAUUUCGUGAAUCUCAAAAUUUGGUUCACACCUCUCAAGUCAAUUUUUAUACCAAUAGCUGUGAUAGUUAUAAUGACCUCCUGCUGCGGUAUUAUGAGUGCAGGUUGCCAAUUUAAGUGUGCAGCAAAAUCCUAUAUAUUCCUUGUAACUUUACUCUCUAUUGCAUUCGGGUGGUUUUUUUUUGUGUCGAUAAUUUACAACAUCUAUACGAACAGCCCCAAAAUUAAUUACAUUAUGGUUGAUUCAUUGAAAAAUAAUUACGGCAAAGAAGACGACAUGUUUACACACAUAUGGAAUUUUCUUAUGGUCAAUUUCGAAUGCUGUGGUGUACACGAUUUUAAAGAUUUCUCCUACACCAAUUGGCAUAAAGAUAACUUGGAGAAAUUCUACCCAAUUCAAUGUUGUAUAUUAUCUAAUAAAACUGCUAUGACACCUAUGUUUAUAAAUUGUACGUUGACAGCACAAAAAAUAGAACCUUACAUCCAUACAGAAGGUUGCCUUCAGGCUGUAAGAAAAGCGGUUAUAGCGAAUAAAACCAAAUUGAUAAUGUACUUUGUCCUAUUGACUAUUGCCUUUGCUUUAAUAAUAUUAUUUGCUUAUUGCAUUUUGAGAGGGCAACCGUUACUCGGAUCUAUGGCUGUUAAUGCACCUAUAUUGCCAUUUCGAAAGAUCAAGAUAGAGGGACCCAAACCACACCCUCAGCAAUCUGAAACAUCAUUAGAGAAUAUGAUUUUUGCUGACGAAGCUCCUAAGAGGAUAGUAAAAGUUGUGUCAGCUUCUAAUCCAUUUCAAACGUUUCAAUAUCGUCCUAUGGAUUAUGGUGAUCGACAUAUACCACAGAUAGCACCAUACGGCAUGCCAGUGCCGCCAAUGCACCAUCAUAACUUGAGACACGUGAAGUGAAAUAUAAUUUCCUCUAGUAAAUGUCAUUUGGCAUUUAACUGUCUAUUUUUUUUCGUAUAUAAAUUGUUUUUAUAUUUCCUUUUAUUCUACUUUUCUUGUAUUAUUCAAGUUUCAAUUAAACUGUACUGUAUAAUUUAAUCUUUAUCAAUUGUUUAGUCUGAUAACAUUUGAAAGAAACACUAAUUACAAUGC